AUGAAAUCUUUCAAGAUAUCACUUCUACUUAUUUCACUCCUUCUUCUCAUUUCCAUCCAUGCAAGUACGGAUGACAACAACUCAGAAGUCAUCCCCUCGCAAGUGCUGUUCUCUCGUAGUAUCAUCAAAUUCUCCAAUCUGACUGGAACAAUCCCAUUUGCCUUCAAUAUCUCUGAAUUAGCAUCUACUGCUAUGGAGCACAGUAUGGAUGUUAAAUUCUCCAUGAUUUCGGAUCAGCCGAUCAAUUUUACUGUGCAAGACUUUGGAGAGACAAUCAUCAAGCGAAAAACCAUUGAACGGAUAGAUGAUGUGAUUUUGAAGGGACCGUGGCUCGAUUUCUUCGCAAGUAUUAUAAAAACUCGACACCCGGAACAAAAUUAUGAUCUGACCAUGGUCAUUAUGUCUGACAUCGAGGCUACUGGGUCAAUGGUUUUUGAAAUCGUUGAGGCUUUCCACACUACCAAACACGAUAUGGGUUUCGACAACACCAUUGUCCGGUGGGGUGAAUCUGGAAGCUCAGAAAACAAAGAACUUGGAAUCGAAGGAGCUAUCACUGCUGCUCUCAACUCUCCGUAUCCAAAACUCCACAUCGUCACGGACUCCCCAGUUCCACUGGAGCUUCAAUUUGGAAAAUGUGGAUUGAUUGGAUUGAAGAUAAAUAUGGAGAAGGAGGGAACUUUGGUCCUCGACCAGCAGCGUCUUUCAAGUCUGCACCGGUUCAAUCAUAUGGUCUGCAAAUCGAAUCCAGAUGAAAAUCUUGUGGACUUGUCAAUCGCUUCGGAUCAUCAUCCCGGUGCCAUCGUCCAAUUCGAUCUUCAGCGGACAUCCUCAAUCAACGGACAACUUCUGCUCACCGUAACCUGUGCGGUCCUCAGCCUCUUCAUUGUCGCCGCGUUUGCGACAUGGGUUGCGCGUCGGAAAUGGUUGAGGUACAAGCUCAGAAAGCACUACGUCAAAGUUGUCCGGCGCUUGCCCGCACCAUUCGACACUUCACAGGAACUUCGAGAAUAUCGUGAGGUCGUGGACAGAAAUUUCGAAGAUAAUCUUCAGUUUUAA
Messenger RNA from Caenorhabditis remanei, 1056 nucleotides. RefSeq lists its product as uncharacterized. Bases 1 to 1056 code for a protein of 351 amino acids. The transcript is spliced from 5 exons. The record is from RefSeq and is a predicted model, not a curated record. Lineage: Eukaryota; Metazoa; Nematoda; Chromadorea; Rhabditida; Rhabditidae.